Molecule: messenger RNA, 2409 nt
Organism: Musca domestica (house fly)
Lineage: Eukaryota; Metazoa; Arthropoda; Insecta; Diptera; Muscidae
Exons: 6
Coding region: 412-1914 (500 amino acids)
Source: RefSeq, a predicted model, not a curated record
CGUGAAUGAAAUUCAUACGAAAGCGAACAGAGCAGAAAAACAGAGACGACAGGGGCCAGUUUAGGAGGACAACAACGAUAACGACUACGACAACAGCCACAGCCACAGCUACAGCAACAAGCUUUCUGCGUUUGUGUGCGGCGGCACAAACGAUUGGUAGGUAGAGCAGUUCAUUCAGGACUCUGGUGCUGUAAACAUAUCCUCUUCGAACGAACCAAACCAUAAGCAGAAAUAAAACGAAACGAACUAAAAUAAAAAAUACCCAAAAAAUAAAAAUACAAUUAUUUUUUUCUCCUCCCAUAAAAACAAAGUGAAGUGUAAAGUGAACUAUUUCAAAAAAUAUUCGAAAAUUAUUUAAAUAAAUAAAAAUUAAAUUUUGAAAAAGAAAAAAACCCCCCAAAAAAAACAAAAAUGCAUUACCACCAAUCGCGACCGGAAUUCAAUCUGAGGCUCUAUCUGGCAUUGGCCUUAAUAGCAACUGUUGCUUCUGUGCCAACAUCUGUUUUGGUGCAAAAUUCCGAAUUGGCCUCCAAUGCCCAACAGAAUCGUCAAAAUUCCCAGAAACUCUAUAAUGCCCUUGGCAGCGGCAGCAGUGGUUCCAGCAGCCUUAAAAGUCUUAACAAAGUAAAACGCUCCAAUGACGCUCAGUCGUCCAGCAAGAACACCGCUGAAUCGGCCUUGAAUAAAAAAUCCAGUCCCGAAGUUGUCCCAGCUUCCUAUACAGCACCACCCAGGCCCAAGUCGAAUUUCAUAGUACAACAACAGCAGCAGCAACAACAACAAAACAACCAAGACAACAAUGUGCUGGAGAAGAACAAUGAUCUCAUCAGUUCUGCCAUUGCAGCUGGUCUCACAGCUGCCGCCGUGGAGGCAGCAGCUGUGGCGGCCAAUCAACGUGAAUUGGAGCAGCUAAGGCGCCAGAAUCCCCAACAACAAUUGUAUUCCAGCGAUGAAGAUGAUAGCGAUCAACAGGCUGCUGCCAUCAAUAAACGUGGCAUUAGCCAACAACAACAAUAUGGCUACACCAAUUUGGCACCACCAGAGAAUACCUAUCCCGAUAAUUCCGGCUUCAUUCCACCACCACCCAGUGGCCGCUAUGCAUAUCCCUAUGGAACCUAUGAAACCAUGCCACCCAAGGAGCCACAGACACCACCCGGCGUCUGGGGUGAUGAACUGAUCGACUCGCCACCCAAUGUCGUCUACACCGACAUCGAUGAGUACGGCAUGCCAAUGUCUCGAGUCUGCCAACUACUUGUACUUCCAUAUCCUUUUUCAGUUCCCUCGUCAUAUCACGAUAAAGCCUACGAUAAUCUGGCCACUCUGUUGAAUUCGGAGAGUUACAUGGACUCGUUGCCGUUGCCAUAUACGGGCCGACGUUACUACAAUGCGGUGGGAGAGACCAAUGACAGGAACAAGAGAGCCUACAAGGUGUUCAAUCAGUUGGCCAAUAAGUUUCCCGAUAUGAGAUUGAAACGUGACACCAAAUUGACCCCUGCUGAUAUGUUGGCUUUGGUUGCCUUGGUUGAGGCUGGCGAACGUGCCCGCAAGGAUACCGAUGCCGAUGCUGGUUAUGCUUACCCUCCCGAGAGUUAUGUCCCCAAAUCGUAUGGCCUAAAUACCAACAACAAUAACAAUUACAAUCUUGGAGCUUAUGAUUAUCCAGCCUUGGGUCAAGUUGAUGAUAGCCUAGAUUAUAAUAAUGGUCCCUGGCCAAUGGAGCCCCAAUCGAUGGUGGACUAUUAUGGUGUCCCCAUGAACAUGGAACCCGUUGGCAAAUACGACACACCCCGUUUGCCCGUUAAGGAGAAUAAAUACAAUGAUCGUAUUUUCAACAACAAGCAUUACAUGGUGGCCAAAAAGAAGCGUUCCAUAGCCAAGCCUGUAAUACCCUUCAACCAAGAUAAACUGUAUUAAAAAUCAAGUAACAACAAAAAUAAUCAAUUUGCAAAGUAAUUUAAAAAAUAUAUACAACAGCGUUUAUCCAAAUCAAAUAAAAAUUAAACAAUAUGAAACAGAAAAAAAGAAAUUAUCUAUAAAAUUUGUGUAAAAUACGCAUUGAAAUAAAUCAUUGUCAUCCUCUUAAAGAAGCAGAACAACAAACAAAACAAAAUAGAAACAAGCCCCCAGAAAGUAUUUUCAGUUUUCAAAAAACCCUGUCAAACUGUUAAUAGAAAACCAACCAACAACAAAUUCAUUUCAAACAAAACACAAAUCAAAAAAAGAAAACAAUUUUUUGUGUCAAAUUUAACAACUACAACUCGUGCAAUUGUUAUUAACUACAAAACAAAUGCAUUUAUAUCAAUUAUUUUAUUUAAUGAGAAAAAAAUCUUCAAAAACAAAUAACGUACUAAAGGAAAAAAAUCACAACAGUCUGAGCAAAUAUAUAUAUUUUAUUGAAUUUAAAAGAAA